AUGACUGGGUUUCUGAUUCCCACUUGGGUGACUGAGCGCAAAACAAAGUGGGGACUCGGGUUGCAGCAGCUGAUUGACAUGCCCGCUGAGAACAUCUACAACUUUGGUUAG
Molecule: messenger RNA, 111 nt
Organism: Plenodomus lingam JN3
Lineage: Eukaryota; Fungi; Ascomycota; Dothideomycetes; Pleosporales; Leptosphaeriaceae
Source: RefSeq, a predicted model, not a curated record